ACUUGAUCACGACCACCAGUGCAAAGUGAAACUUGCUCAGAAUGGGCCAACAGCAACGCUUCAGCUAUUACAAGUCGGGUUUGUUGGACGAAUCGUUAUUUGGCAAUAGACUGACUGCAGACCAGCAGCCCCCGCAGGUUCAACAGCCCAAUUACACGUUUCGUGGUGGUCGCAGGUUGGCACUUCUUGAUCAGACGCUGCUUGGACGCAGGGUGGUCAGGGCGCCUGGUAGACUAUGGGAUCCUCUGCACGGCUGGGUGGACCCAGCUAUGCCCACGCAAGUGUGGGUCAAGAAAAGGCCACCUGAUAAAAGGGAGGAAGGAGAGAGCGAAUGGCCUAUUGGAAAGGUGGCCAAAGAGUUUUGCGAAGACACUUCCUUGCACGGCGUUCAAUAUCUUGCUGGAAACUUUUUAUUUGAGAGAAUUUUCUGGGCAUUUGCUCUGUUACUUGCUUUGGCGGGUGCCGGCUUGCUGAUCAGAGAAGCUUACCAAAAGUGGGUAGACGCUCCAGUAAUUUUAUCAUUUUCAACCAUCUCCACUUCAGUUGCUGAAAUUCCCUUCCCAGCCUUCACCGUCUGCAAUAUGAACAAUGCGCGAAAGGGAGUUGCAGAACGUGUUUUGAACAGCAAUGACGGAUUGGAAAGUGAACGAGAUAAAAUUCUCCUGGAAGAUUUUUGCUCGGUGGACACUGCAAUCACAUUUGGCAGAACAGAACCAACAGAAAGGGUUGAAGCCUCAUCCACUGAAGGCCAGCCCUUCGCCCGACAAGUUCACCCGCGCUGGUCCCACAUUAAGGAAUUUCUUGUCCGAUCAACACAGCCAUGCCAUGAAAUGCUAGUGGCGUGUGCGUGGCUCGGACUGAACAGGAACUGCUCCAACCUAUUUAACACAGCUCUAACAGACGAAGGCCUUUGCUGCUCCUUCAAUAAAGUACCCAGAGACUUCCUUUUUCGAAACCCUCGAGAUCUGUCCGAUUUAAACGUGACGUUUCCUUUCCCGGCGGUGGACUGGACGCCUGAGGAUGGCUACCCUAAUAAUCAUCAUCCGCAAUCUCUUCCGUGGAGGGCAAUCGGGGCUGGAAAGCACCUCGGCUUAACAGUGGUUCUUGACUGCGAAAAACAUGAAUAUUUCUGCUCCUCCACAGCUUCACUUGGAUUCAAGUUGCUUCUGCACAGUCCCGUGGAGACACCAAAAUUGCAGAGUUUCGGUUUCGCUGUUCGUCCCGGCUCGGAAAAUUUUAUAUCAAUUCAGCCUAAAGUUCGCAAGGCAAAUCCGGCUGUGAUCUCUGUGCCAUUAAGCAAACGGAAUUGCUAUUUUGCUUCGGAGCGCUACUUACGUUUCUACCGCACAUACACGCAGCACAACUGUAUCCAGGAGUGCGAAGCCAACUACACCGUCUCCAUUUGCGGCUGCGUUCUAUUUUAUAUGGCCAAGGACCAGGACGUGCGUAUUUGCGGCAAGAGGGACUACAAGUGCGCGCAAGAGGCGCGGGCCAAUAUGGAAUUGAGUCUGUAUGGGGAGGCGGCGGACCAGGGUGGUCCCAACAGACCAUCGUGUCGCUGUCUACCCGGCUGCAGUGAAAUCAGCUACUCGGCCAGAAUUUCAUCGUCUGCCCUGACAGACUCAUUUUCAGCCAAAGAGCGCUUCACGCCGCUUUCAGAUCACCCUGUCAACAUCACCUAUUUCAAGGAAAACUACGCAAUUGUGCACCUCUACUUCUCCGAGCCGGAGGUUACCGCCUACGAGUUGAAUGAAAUAAACGACUAUGUGGGCUUUCUAAGCAACACCGGCGGCCUGCUGGGACUCUUUCAUGGUUUCAGCAUUCUCAGCUUAAUUGAAAUUCUUUACUUUAUGUCAGUUCGGUUGUUAGGCGCGAGGAGAGCACGCCAGAAAAAAGUACGCCAAUUGCGCGCGCCACGCAGAAGACCAUUUUCGUUUGUCAACUGAAAAUUUAUAAUAUUUAUUUAUUUUGUUUUUAAUCUUAUAUAUAAAUGUUAAUAUAAUUUUGCAAUUACAAAUAAAACUGAA
Messenger RNA from Neocloeon triangulifer, 2027 nucleotides. RefSeq names its product pickpocket protein 28-like. Gene Ontology annotation, molecular function: ligand-gated sodium channel activity. Lineage: Eukaryota; Metazoa; Arthropoda; Insecta; Ephemeroptera; Baetidae. Gene Ontology annotation, cellular component: membrane. The record is from RefSeq and is a predicted model, not a curated record. Bases 42 to 1946 code for a protein of 634 amino acids. Gene Ontology annotation, biological process: sodium ion transmembrane transport. The transcript has 10 exons.